This is a messenger RNA of Prorocentrum cordatum, 829 nucleotides long. The record is from the annotation of a GenBank genome assembly. Lineage: Eukaryota; Dinophyceae; Prorocentrales; Prorocentraceae.
CUGCUGUUGCCGUUGGAGCAUGCAGGCCAGGGUGACAGCGUAGCGCACCAGAGGCGCAGAACAAGCGGUACGAGGAGUAUUGGAUCCAGUACCAGCAGGCCGCUCACCAGGCUCUGUACGCGACGCAGCGCGACAUGAGCAACAUGUACAACAACGCGUGGGAGACGGCGCGAGCGGUGUCUGCCAUAGCCACGGGCUCCACGGGCAAGGAGGACAAGUGGGGCGUGAUGAAGACAGCUGCUGGCAGAGCCGCGGCAUUGAUCUCGCAGGCCAAGGACGGCGAGAGCCUGCUGGGCGAGCUGCCCCCAGAGCUGGCCAAGUUCUUCGGCGGGGGCGAGGACGGCGACGCCAGCAAGAAGCUGCGUCAGGCGAAGGGCAGGGGCAAGGGAAAGGACACCGGCCCAUCGUGGUUCUGCUCCUGCGGGUUCUCCAACAAGGGCACCAACGAAGUGUGCGGCGGCUGGGGCCCGCUCGGCUGCAAGAAGCCGAGGCCGAGGUUGUUGGCGGUCGCCGGGCAAGUGACGGCGUGAGGCGCGCAGGGGGCCCUCGAAGUGGGGAGGCGCCGGUGGCGAAGAUGAGAUGGCCUGUCAUGCAGAAGGAAACGGAUGUGUAGGAGGAUCGGCGGCGCGCCAAGGGGUGGGAAGCGAGAAGGAGAAGGCCUUCCCAGAAGGCGGCGGGGCUUCUCAGAAUUGGGCGCCCGAGUUAUCCGGGGUAACUCGGGUCUGGGGUAACUCGGGUUUGGAUUCCCGAAAAAGGAACCCGAGUUAGCCCUGACCCGAUUUACCCCUGAUGAUUCGGGGCUCUGGACGCCCGAAUUAUCCGGGGUAAC